Messenger RNA from Bemisia tabaci, 669 nucleotides. RefSeq lists its product as uncharacterized. NCBI's taxonomy places the organism in Eukaryota, Metazoa, Arthropoda, Insecta, Hemiptera, Aleyrodidae. Gene Ontology annotation, molecular function: odorant binding. The record is from RefSeq and is a predicted model, not a curated record.
GUCUAACCACGGAAAAAGCUUCAAAGUUUCAGUGUGUAGUUCCUCGUUUGUUUAUCAGGCCUUUUCGUCACUAGCAACUUUGGAAACAAGUUAAUGAUGGAUCUCAAAGCUAUUCUGCUUUCUCUUUUCGUCGUCACCUUGUCUUUGUUUGGCAUCACGCAUGCUGUUACCCAUGCUGAAAUGGACCAACUUGCCGUAGCUUGCAAUGGACAGAAAGCCGACAUAGAUGUGAUGAAGCAGUGGAGGGUUCCUAGCUCAGAUUCAGGGAAGUGUUUGAUGAAGUGCUUGACGGAUUAUUACAAAAUGUUUGACAGUGAGGGUAAAUACAGUCUUAAGAAUACCGAGGAUUCUCUGUACAAGGCUUGGUCAGAAAAGCCCAAAGAGCACAUGCCCAUAAUUGCUCAACACUGCGAUAAUAUGAUGCGCAGCGCUCCGAAGGAAAAUCUUGGCUCGUGUCAGAUGUCGUACGAUACGAUGAAGUGUAUUAACGAAAAAGCAUGGGAGCUUGGCUGGUUCAAUUAAGCGUGCGUGCCUAUUCUCCAGACAGAAAAUCGUUCACGCAACUCAGGUCCGAUAUUUCCGGUCGUCCGGUCGAUUGGUUCAGCUCCAGUACUACCUUCAGCUAUAGAGCAUUAUCCACGAGAGUUUCACGAGUACCUUUCUCGCAAA